AUGACACCCAAACUGCGCGUACUCAUAAGUUCCAACCACUCUUACCCACCUACCAUUCCCUGUCCCGUCAAUUCCCCUACACCCACCAAAUUAGAGACCGAGCACUUCUCAGGAGAUAUAUGGGUGUUUAUCAAAGGGUAUAAUGGGGAUUUGAAGAAGGGUGAUGGAGAGGAGUAUUUUAGUGCGAAAGGGAGGGAAGGGAUGAGUUAUGGGAUCGUCGUGAAGGGUAAAUAUAAGAAAUCCUUCAACGCAGAUACAGUAGUAUUCGGAAACGUCUUCGAAAAGCCUAUAAGAGAUAAUUUACCUUGGGGAACAAGUAUAGCAACGAAAUUUAUGUACUUUGUGGAUCCAACGGUAGAAGCUGAUAUAUACGCGGACAAACCUUGGGCUCUGUCGCCUGCUUUGGCUACGAUGGCUCGUCUUUCCCUCGGAGAAAAGAACGAGGGGCCGUAUGUGGAAGAAAACAGUUUGGAAUGGUUGAAAGAGAGCGUACAAGGUGCCGAUGAGAUACCCUCAUAUACCGAUGAUAAAUCUCAGAUAAGCUCACGAAGGAAAUGGUUAACGAAAGCUUCGAAUAGACAGGCUGUAAAGGUUGAUCAAGGGACGGAAGUAGGUAUGGAGUUUUGUAAUGGAUUGUUGGACUUCAACACCCUCUCUGCCACUCUCCCAUACCCAUUCACCCUCCAGAUCCCCCUCCUUAAGUACUGGGACGGUCAACCCGUCACUUACGUAUGUCAGGAUAAACCUACCUCCUACAAAGAUCAGUCGCCUGUAGGUGGAGAGAAUAAGGUAUAUUGGAGUGUGGCGUUCGAAAUUGUUGAUGAAGAGAUUACGAAAGAGUUGAAAGAGAAGGGUGGGAAGGUCGUUAGGCCUGGUGGGGUUGAGGAGGAAGAUAAAGAGGAAGAGCGAGACGAGGAGAAUGAGAAUGAUGAUGUUGAUUGA
Molecule: messenger RNA, 942 nt
Organism: Kwoniella botswanensis
Lineage: Eukaryota; Fungi; Basidiomycota; Tremellomycetes; Tremellales; Cryptococcaceae
Exons: 5
Coding region: 1-942 (313 amino acids)
Source: RefSeq, a predicted model, not a curated record